Messenger RNA from Nannospalax galili (Upper Galilee mountains blind mole rat), 3819 nucleotides. It is a transcript of the gene Lztfl1, whose product is annotated as leucine zipper transcription factor like 1. The coding region runs from base 231 to 1079 and encodes 282 amino acids. The transcript has 11 exons. The record is from RefSeq and is a predicted model, not a curated record. Gene Ontology annotation, cellular component: cytoplasm. Gene Ontology annotation, biological process: negative regulation of protein localization to cilium. Lineage: Eukaryota; Metazoa; Chordata; Mammalia; Rodentia; Spalacidae.
ACCUGCCCUCCUCCGGCCGCCGGCGCUGGCCUCUCUGGUUCCCGUGGGUGCGGAGGGCCGCCGCCAUGUGAUGAAAUUUGGGUGGAUUCGUUCCAAAAAGACUUUUGGGCUAGAAUGUGUGGUGGAAUCCUGGCUCUCGUGAACAAAGUAGGCUCAGUCUCCUGCACCAAAAAAUAAAACUGGCAGAAUUGGGCCUAAAUGAGCACCAUCAAAAUGAGAUUAUUAAUUACAUGCGUUUUGCUCGUUCAAAGAGAGGGUUGAGACUCAAAACAGUAGAUUCCUGCUUCCAAGACCUCAAGGAGAGCAGGCUGGUAGAAGAGACCUUCACUGUGGAUGAGGUCUCGGAAGUCCUGAAUGGGCUGCAGGCUGUGGUGCACAGUGAGGUGGAGUCUGAGCUCAUCAACACAGCCUACACCAAUGUGCUGCUCCUGCGGCAGCUCUUCUCACAAGCUGAGAAGUGGUACCUAAAGCUACAGACAGACAUCUCUGAACUUGAAAACAGAGAAUUAUUAGAACAAGUUGCAGAAUUUGAAAAGGCAGAAUUUGCAUCUUCAAAUAAAAAGCCCAUCAUAGAUAUCACAAAGCCAAAGCUUACUCCCAUUAAUGAAGGUGGAACAACAGAACUGCUAAACAAGGAAAUUUUAAGACUUCAACAGGAGAAUGAGAAAUUGAAGUCAAGGCUGAAGACCAUUGAAAUACAGGCUACAAACGCUCUGGAUGAGAAGUCAAAGCUGGAAAGAGCACUUCAAGAUUUACAGCUUGAUCAAGGAAAUCAACAGGAUUUCAUAAAGGCCCAUGACUUGAAUGACUUGGAAGACAAAGUUGCAGCUCUUAAGAGUGAAUUUCAGAAAACACUUAAUGACAAGACAGAAAGCCAAAAGUCCCUCGAGGAGAACCUAGCAGCUGCCAAGCACGACCUCCUCAGAGUUCAGGAGCAGCUGAGCAUGGCUGAAAAGGAGUUAGAGAAGAAAUUUCAGCAAACAGCAGCUUAUCGAAAUAUGAAAGAGAUUCUCACCAAAAAGAAUGACCAAAUCAAAGACCUACGGAAAAGACUGGCAAAGUACGAAUCUGACGAUUAAAGAUUAGAGGUUUAAUCUGAAACCUGCCACACAUGAACGUACAAGUUAUCUCCACCUCAGGCAUGUAUUUUGAAGCAUUUUGUCAAAUUCUCUCAUUUUUCUAAGAUUUAGACUUGGCUUAUUAUAUUUAGAACUAGUAUUCCUACUUUCAAUUCUUUUAAGAAAAGAAAAAACAUAAUGAUUCUUUUCUGUUGUCCCAAACACCUCUCCAUCGAGUGCUCCAGAGUCUGCAAAUGUAGCAAGAUUUCUUCAUGGUAGAAAAGAGUCAUCCUUUUGCAUUAGUAAGAAGAGUGAAUCUUAUAGAGAAGCUGGCAUCAUCUAAACUUGUACAUUCCCUAAGUGUAAGGAUAAACAGUAGAGUUAUUAAAGUUUAGAAAUAAACCUUGUUCUUAUUUUUAAUAAUGAAAUCUUAACUCGUUUACUUUUUCUGAUCAUCAAAGUGUUUAAAUUCAUAGGAAAUGUGGUUACUGUCUACUAUGCCCAUCGUUUUUUAUCAAUUAUAAGGGGAAGUAGCUGCAGUGUGCAUGAAGACUCAGUUAACCUUUGCAUCUCCCCAUCAUGAGUUCUGCUUAUCACAGGAGAUGCGGGCAUCUUUUGCAGCCCGACUUAUAAGUUUGUGUUAUAGAUGAAGAAGGCAGAUUCAUCCUGUACUUCUAUAGCUUAGAAAGCAGAUAGAUGCAAAGUACACGUAUGCUACCACACCCAGCAAAAUGUAAUCUUUAUGCAUAUUUCCAGAAUAUCCCUUUAACUUGUGUGUUAAAUAGAAUUGAUCCAACCUCAGGCUUAACUUUAGGUUGUAGCUUAUAUGUGUUUAGAACAAUGGUAUUUUCAAGAAAUUUAGUAUUUUCACUGAUCUGCUUUUCCUUGGGUAAUUUUAUAUAAAGCAUUAGAAACAGAGCAUCUACCCACAGUAGAUAUGGCAUGAGAAUAAAUAAACCUCAGAAGGAAAGAUUUACUCUUCACACAUUAAGAGGUAGCAAAUUUCCCCACUUCCAAAACCAAAUGUGUCAUACCCUGAGUGAGCAAUGUCAGAGAGGCUAUUCUACCUCCACAGAUAGAUAAAUCUAUUCCCAGAGAAGAAUUUACUGAUCAGAGCUUAUGUCUCCUUGGUAUUUUCAUUCAAAUUUUUCAUAUUAUCCUUGAAUGUACUGUGAGGGUUUGGUUUUUUUUCUUUAUGUGUAUGAGUGUAUUCCUUGCAUGUAUGUAAGUGUACCUGUGUUAUGCAAUCCCCGUGGACAUCAGAAGAGGGUGUUGGAUCCCCCUGGAACUGGAGUUACUGAUAGUUGUCAGCCACCAUUUGGGUGCUGGGAACCAAACCUGGGUCUUCUGCAAGAACAGCCAGGGUUCUUAACCGCUGAGCCAUCUCUUCAGCCUCUGUGAGGAUUUUUGUUGUUAUUGUUUUAGGCUUUGUUAAAAUAUUAAAGGAAUAAAUGAUAAAGGUAAGAUAAUUUCUCCCUAAAGAAGCAGAGAAGAUAGUCUUAGGAAGAUGAAUGAAUCAGAGAAGGGAAAGAAAAGAUUCCAGCAUUUACUACACAUUUUUCCUCAUCACUCUCUCCAUAGUUAGAUCACUCAUCACUUUCUUAUAGAGCUUUCACUGAAGACUCUAGUCACCCUGUUUCUCUAGCCCAAAUGAUGCCCGCUCUAAAAGUCCAUUCUAUUGUUUGUGGACCAGGAUAGUCUGUAUAAGGCAGAAGCAGAACUUCUAACUAAAGAACAACUCUGUCUUUCAGAAACCAUUUAUUAACCUUCUCUCUACACCUUUCUCAGCUUAUGCCAGGAAGAAACAAUGUGUCAAGAAACCUAUAUUGCUGGUUUGAAUUUUGAUUUAUUUGUUUGGCAGUGGUUUUGAAAAAGUCUACAUAAUGUGUUCUUGUUGAAUAAUAAAUGCAAAAGUAUUUAAGUGUUUUAAAGUGUUUCUUUAAAAACUCAAGUAGUAAGGUAAGUAACUGCUGUGCCUUGGUAUAGCCAGCAGGAUGCUGCUCUCACCUAAACACCUUCUUCUGCCCCUAGUUUUGUCACUGUUCUGUUUCUGAACUUCUACUCAGCAAAAUGCAAUUUUAAGUAUUCAUUUCACUUAGUUUCCCAGCUUUAAGAUUUAUCUUCAGGGGCUGGAGAGAUGAUUAGUGGUUUUCCAGAGGAUCCAGGUUCAGUUCAUAGUUUCCACAGGGUAGCUUAAAUCCACCCUUCAGUUUCAGGCAGUCCAAUGCCCUCUUCUGGCCAAUGCAGGCACUAUGCACACAUGUGAAUCACUUAUAUAUGUGCAGGCAAAGCUCAUACACAUACAAUAAAAAUAAAUAAAAUCUUUAAAAAAGGAGGAGGAGGAUUUAUUUUGAGACUGAGUGUAGUGUUGCACACCUUUAGUCCCAGCACUUGGUAGGCAGUGGCAGGUGGAUCUCUUGAGUUCCAAGCCAGUCACGUCUACAUAGUGAGACCCUGUGUCAAAAAAAAAGAUUCAUCUCAUUUAACUGGAAAACCAUUUUAGUCUAAAUAUUUUUUACUUUCUAGGAAUAUUGGUUCAAGCCUUGAGUGAGCCAUGAAUGUGCCAAACUCUGGGGAUAGUUUGAGCUGAUGGCCAUCAUAAUGCAGCUGUGUGCCAGGUGCAGUGCCUAUAAGAUCAUUUACCUAAUGUGCAUGAAAUCCUGGGGUCAAUCCCCAGCACUGUAAAGCAAAAGCAAAACUGAAUAAUGCAGCUUUGGUUUAACCUAAAAAUUUAAGGCUCCAAAAUUAUGACUUACACCUU